Molecule: messenger RNA, 7724 nt
Organism: Ooceraea biroi (clonal raider ant)
Lineage: Eukaryota; Metazoa; Arthropoda; Insecta; Hymenoptera; Formicidae
Gene: toy
Product: paired box 6 protein twin of eyeless
Biological process (GO): regulation of transcription by RNA polymerase II; anatomical structure development
Molecular function (GO): DNA-binding transcription factor activity, RNA polymerase II-specific; RNA polymerase II cis-regulatory region sequence-specific DNA binding
Source: RefSeq, a predicted model, not a curated record
AGGAAACGCGCUCUUAGGGGUGGGGGCGCCGAAAUCGUGCGGCAGGGAUCGCCGCAUGCGGGAAGGCAGACUCUGGUGGUCAAUCGGGCGCCGCGCACCGCAGCCGCAGCGACGCGUCACUGCACCCCUGUUUCGGGAGUCGGGCACGUGCUUCUCUCUCACCUCUCUCACCACCGACGUACGCCGCCGCGUACGAUUGCAAUCCGCGGCCGGCUUCGUAGCAGCAGCUCGCUCUCGCCAGCCCGCGGCCAGCCAGGCGCGACAAACGCGCAAGAAGAAGCCGCGCGAUCCAGCAACGCGGACAACCCCCGGAUGUUCUCUCGCCCUUCUCGUUGAAACGCGGUGCACGGCGUCGAUAACGCGUAACACUUGGUCGCACGACGAGUAAUCUCGCGAGUAACUUGGGGGACGCGAUCUUGCCGGUUUACCUCGAGGACGCAGUUUCGUUCACCGUUCGAGGAUUGAUAGCGGGGUUGAAACGCGCGUUCAAGGAAGCUGGCCGACAGUGUGGAUUCCCCGACGUAGCCAAGCGGCUCGAUGUACUCUCGUUAAACUGUGCAAUUGUAUUGUGUGUCAGUGAGGUUCAUGCUUCAGUCUCGAGACGUCGUCGUUCUCAGCCGCUGAUUCCCCCAGGUUCCUCCAGGUCGGAGUAGCGAACUGAGGAGCGCGAGUGCUCCGGUCCACGAGAGUCCGCGCCGGGAAAGUGCCGUGAGCGGAGAAACGUCGUCGCGGAUUGUGCUUUCAGCUGGUGACUGGAUCCGGCCUGACCACGGCCAUUCUCGACACGCACUGUGUUAGCGUGGCCGGAGGUGGCGGCGGUGGAGACGGCGGCGGCGGAGGCGGCAGCGGCGGCGGAGACGGAGGCGGCGGUGGUGGCGGAAGUGGCACGAUCGUCGGCGGUCGGCUGAGCCUGCACCUUCGUCCUUGCGGUGGUGGAGGUGGCGGCGGAAUCGCCGAAAGUGACAGCGCUCCGGAUUAUCCGCCGAGCGCUGCGGCAGUGCGGAGCAGGGAGGCGGCGGCGGCGGCGCUGCACGCGGCAAGAACCCUGUUGGGCGCGGGGGUGGCUAACCCUUGCUCGCCUACCCCCGAGCCGCCCUUCUGGAAGAUGCCGCAUAAAGAGGAGGACUUGAUGCACGGGGGUGGCGUGGGUAUUGGCGGGGGUUCUAUGGUCGGACAGAACUCAAUAUUUGGGUGCUCGGCUGCAGGACACAGCGGGGUUAACCAGCUCGGCGGCGUUUACGUCAAUGGCCGGCCGUUGCCAGACUCCACGAGGCAAAAGAUCGUCGAGCUGGCCCACAGCGGUGCCAGACCUUGCGACAUAUCGCGCAUUCUGCAGGUCAGCAAUGGCUGCGUCUCCAAGAUCCUCGGCAGGUAUUACGAGACCGGCUCGAUCAAGCCGCGAGCGAUUGGUGGCAGCAAGCCACGGGUGGCGACGACGCCUGUGGUCAACAAAAUCGCCGACUACAAACGAGAGUGCCCGUCGAUCUUCGCCUGGGAGAUUCGCGACCGGCUUUUGCAGGAAGGCGUUUGCAACAACGACAAUAUACCCAGCGUGUCGUCAAUUAACAGGGUACUCAGGAACCUGGCCUCGCAGAAGGAGCAACAGGCGGCCGCGGUGCAGGCGCAUCAGGGCGCCGAGAGCGUUUACGACAAGCUGAGGAUGUUCAACGGACAGGCGGCAGGGUGGCCACCGGCAUGGUACUCGGCGACACCGUCUCAUCAUCCCCUGGCCACGGGAAUUCCGACCGCGGCGACUCCCGGAUCCGGCCAAACCUUGCUACCCGGAAGUCAGCUUCACAGCCGCGACGAUUCUCUGCUAAAGCGAAGCGAUACCGGUUCUCUAUUAUCGCAUCAGCAAGAGACGACUUCGGAUGGUAACUCGGAGCAUAAUUCCUCCGGCGAUGAGGACUCGCAGGUGCGACUGAGGCUGAAGAGGAAGCUGCAACGCAACCGAACUUCUUUCUCUAACGAACAGAUAGACAACCUCGAGAAAGAAUUCGAGCGGACACAUUACCCGGACGUGUUUGCACGGGAGCGUCUCGCUGAUAAGAUCGGAUUACCUGAGGCACGUAUCCAGGUGUGGUUCAGUAAUCGCAGGGCGAAGUGGCGUCGAGAGGAGAAAUUACGGAACCAGAGGAGGGCGGCCGUUGAUCAGGUGGUCGCCGGCGGCAGCAGCGGGGGUAGCAGCGGCGUCGCGCCCCCCGCGGCAACCCCGGCUACGCCACGGUUGCCCUUAAACGCCGGAUUCAACGCCAUGUACUCGUCGAUACCGCAGCCAAUCGCCACCAUGCCCGACACGUACAGCUCAAUGUCAAGCAGCCUGGGCGGGUCGAUGGGUGGAAGCUGUCUUCAGCAACGCGCUGAGGGCUACCCGGCGUACGUGUUCCAUGAACCGCUCCACUCGCUUACGCAGUCCUACUCGCACGCGCACAGCGCGGCCGCGGCCGCGCACUCGCAACCGCAUCGCGGCAUUCCGACGUCUCACGGCGGCACCCCCGCGACGCCGGGCGGACAACCCGCCGGACCAGGUGGAGCACCCUACCAGCCGACGACCUCGACCGCGACCGGUGUGAUAUCGGCAGGCGUCUCGGUGCCCGUGCAGAUCCCGUCGCAGACUCCGGACUUGACCGGCAACUAUUGGCCGAGGCUCCAGUGAUCCCAGCUCUUCGGGUUCCCGCCCGCGAGCUUGCUCGUAGGCCAGGAGAGCCCGCCGCCGCCGAGCGCCACCCCGGGUGCGAUGCCUCGACCGCUCCUCGCUUCCCUCGGGAUACCGACGCAGCAGUCGACGCAGCAUCCGGCACCCAGCACACCGGCGACCACUCCCGUGCACAACUCUGAUACCAGUGAGUGAAGCGAACGCUCUUCGGUGAUCGCGCGCUGCGAUUGUCGCGUCGUCCGUCGUCGCGACGCCGGAAACGGAAGACGCGCGAAGAGACAUAGAGACACUAGGAGGCUUGCUCGACAAUUCACACGACAGCGCGACGCUUCAGGGACGCGCGUUUAGUAUCGGUGCAUAAAAACGAGCUCAAUCCCAUAUGACCACGCGAAGAAUCGCCCACCGUUGUAUCUUGUGAGUCGCAAAGUCCUCAGGUUCGUCCACCUAGUCGUGGUGAACUCUUCGAGGAUUUCCGAGGGCUGGCGCGAAGCCAACGUUCCUUCCUAAUCGGGAACAUCCGGUACCGGUACCACCGAUCGCGCGAUCCUCGCAUGCCGGAUUAAGAACCUCGAAUACUUACGACCGUCAAUUUCUUCUGAAAAAGGCAAUACCUAUCUACGAAGCUAUUCGACUAGGAUAAGAGAUAGGAUAGGUCCCUCGUCCCACUCCUCAGCCCCUCACGAGCAAUUUGUAAGUUUGCCAACGCCCGCAUUGACGAUCGUAAUGGGACGUACCGUCGUGAAAUUUUUGCACGAUGGAAGCGGCAGUUUGUCGUGCUCGAAUUCCUCCUCGAAAGAUCAAAAAGGCGAAAAAUUCCUCUUUCCGUUUUUUUACCGACGAUGCACACGCAAAACGGAAUGCAGAACCGAUCGACGUUACUCAUCCUCCACUUUGCGUCUGAUCUAGAUUUCAUAGACGUAUACGCAUGACCCGGGUCACGCAGGGUACCUACACCAAUUCAUGAUGUGCGUAAAUUAUUUGCACACGCCAACGUCGUUAUCAUGUCGAUGAUCUGUACGAAGAACCACCGUCGUUCAACCAUUCGGUUUCAGAAAUACAGUCCUCUUGCUGCAACUAUCGGGCUAUGUCGAGAAGUAGCCGUGCACUCACAUUGCCGUCGAAUUUUUCGCCCUGGGAGAAUCCCUUUAACGUGUGUCACAGCGCCAGGGCAAAGCCGUUUUUCACUUGGCUCGACGCGCGCAAAUUUGGCCCCUUUAGUUCCCCGAAGGUCGAUCGAUGUCAAGAGCAUUCAUUAAAUUUACAGCGGUUCCCGUUUUUCGGUAUCGGGGAGCUUUAUUACCGGAUUUAUUGGAUACCGCCGGGCGCAUAUUGUUUGCCGCACGCUGUAUCGGUUUCCGGCAAAUAUUUUCCUUCGUGUAAGGGCGGCCGCGAACCGCGUGGAAAUUGAAAGGGAGCCGCAGACACGUAGGCGGCUCCCACCGAAAUAUAUUCUCGCGAGAGUUUAGGGCGGCAGGCUGCCUCCCGCCGAUGAGGCUGAUUUCGUUGCGGGAGGGAAACGUUCGCGGGGGGAUGAUAGCUGCCUGGAGGGUGGUUUUUUUCGGCAGGGUCGGCCAUCGUGUCUGCCGGCAGAUAUGGCGUCGGAAGACAUCGCUCUCGAGAGGAUGCUGCGGCCCCCGUCUACGUCCGUUUGCGAACGGUUGAAUAUCGAUCGGCGACCCGUUCGCGGAAAAUAUCCAGGAGAAAGUUGCCCUCGCAUAUCCAGAUUUAUCUGCAAUUUCAUGUUAAUCCGAAUUAAAAGCGAAAAUUAUAUCCUGGAUUUCCUAUUGUUUCUAUUCUAUGUGAAAUUACAACAUCGCUUUUUUUCGAUCUUCUUUAACGCGGCGUGUGGUUCUUCGCGCGGAGAUUCGUCGCGUUUCUGUAGAUGCAACUGGACGUUUCGAACUAUACUGUAACUUAAUAAACCUCGUCGAGAUCAGUGCAGAGUUUAUCAAGAGAAUAGCAAUACUACAAUCCCCUUCCCCGAUGUGCAUUAUCACGAACAGUAUUUUUCCAUGAAUCUCGCCCAGGUGAAUCAUCACUCGACGAGAUUCGCGAGCAAGAACAGCAGGUCGAAACGUUCGUGAUAAUGAAAACUCCUCUCGUUCACGAUACACGUCUCUUCGUACGCGAUGUUCACCGAGACACCCGGUCCAAGAUACACGAUUCUAGAUUAAGACAAUCCAAUCCGUGCAUAGCUUAUAACACCGUUAUUACCGUAAUGACAGUACACAGUGACACAUGAACAGUACACCGACGUAAAACUCGUAGAGAGAGAUAACGCGUUUCGUAAGUGUCGCCCAGAGGAGGCAAGUAGCAUCGGACGCUCGCGUCGGUAUUUAUUGCUAUUAAUGUAUAAACGCAUCGCUGAGUGAAAAACCGUACCGAAAUGGGGGACGGAUUUUCUCGUCUCGCCGAGCGGAUCGCGAAUAUUGGUGCUUGCAGUAACGAGGAAUUAUCGGCAUCGAAAUCCGUUAAUCGUCGCCGCGCACACACGAAUCGGAGCACAUCACUUUCAAUUUCACGCUGUAUAAAGAUCACUGUAAGAUAGCGUUUGUUACUCUCCUUAGAUUCCCGGUACUUGUAAAUUAGAGAUAAUUAUCGCUGUAUAUACAACAUAUUGCACACGUGUAAGCGAGCCAGACGGAUUCUCCACUUACGUUCGAACGUAUCCCACACCUUUAUAGAUUACGCAACGUCUUUAUCCGUGUAUUCAGUGUUUUCCCUCACCGAAGUAACUCCGUUACUUAAACUGGGCAGCAGCAAGAAGCAGCAGCAGCAGCAACAGCAGCAGCAGCUGAAUCACAAGAAAAUCGAACGAUCCGAGCCUACAUUUAUUCACCUACUAUUUCGCGAGACACACACGAGUGUACGAACGCUUUUCGCACAAAGACGCGAGUUUUCGAAUUUUCCCCAUAAAGAUGCAAAUCAGCCAACCACGAGACGAAAAAAGACACACGGGAAUUCUACGUGAUAUUUCAUGCAUAUUAUUUAAAAGGGUAUUAUUCCUUCCUAAAAAAAAGUGGUAAUAACGCGAUUACAUCGGUUGUCAGGAUACGAUAUCUCUUUUUUUUAUUCUCGUAAUUAGAUAAAAUGUUUGCAACAAUCACGUUGAUCGUAAAACUGAAUUCGACGACCUGAUUAUUCACGGUAAACAGAGUGACUUUUAAACCGCAAGGCGGGGCACCAACCACCUGUGCGGCCUUAUUGGCAUUUUCACGAGCGUGCGUACGCGUGAUCGAUUUAAUCGACGCAUUUCGAUCACCUGCCGCUGCACGUUGUAGCACGUUUUUUUCGUAAUUGAGUCGCGCCGCACGAUCGCGUCGAAUAAUUAGUCACCGAUUCGCGCAGCGUGGAAAAAAACGGCGUGAAAACCAGCGGCAACGAUAUUUUCGAAUUUCAUCGUUGCAGAACCCGACGGGGCUUUUUUUCCCGUGGGGCGAGCGGGGGACGCGGCGAUAUCCCGAUAUCUCUGUUGCGAUACACGUGAACAUUCGCGGGCAUUUUCCUUUUCUUUUUUCCUCGGCAACGCAUAACGAUCGUUCGGUCUCAACAAUGCGAACACGCACGCCGUGUGAUAAAUGUAGGUGACGAACUCUACUCCGAUUAAUCCUCCAACCAAUAGAUAACCAUGGAUGAUAUACAUUGUGUUAAGCAGUAACGUGUGAAGUGUUGUAAAGUUAUGGGAAGCGGCGUCGCUCAUUUCUCGUCGGCGUUUACACGGUUCACGCUGACUCGUGUAAGCUCGUUGAACGCUUGAAUGCGAACAGAGCGGUGAACUGCGGGGGAAAGAAAGAGAGAUGUACUGUACAUUAGUAAAUUUAUAUAUAUUUUUGGAAGAAAACGGAAAUGGUGCAGCGUGUGAGUGUAAACGCGCCGAGGGAAUCUUGGACGCAUCCCGACGACGACGCCGCUGUAAAAUUGAUCGCGCGAUGUUGAACCUCAGUUCGAAACGAUCCUCAUUUGAAUCUGCCAGUUGCCACUUCCUUGUUACAGAAAACUAUCACGUAAUUGAAGGGAGAAAUUCUUGAAGAAAGAUUCUUCAACGUUCAACUUGAGCUACGAUUCCUUUAUCUGUACGAAAAAUCUCUUUUUGUUAGACUUGCAAAGUGUUUUAUAACUCUGUUGUUUGUGUAAAUAUACAUUACCGCACAUUAUGUAAUUUGAAGUCAAUAAAUUAGAAAAGAACAAAUGAUCAAACGAAGAUGACACGAAGCGCCUAGAAUCUGUAAAAUUCAUCAUCAGCGAGUGACUCGACCGUUCGUACCUUCUCUCUACAAAUUUCGAUGUUCUUGUUAAUCAAUUAAUUUUUCUUUUUUAAUUACAUGUACAUAUUUAUCCGUUUAGGCUAUAAUCGUAAUCGUCCUCUUUUUACCAGGAAAGAAAGUAAUCUAUCGAAAUUUUGGCCGCGUAUGUGUGAGAUACGCUCUUUCUCAGGAUUUAAAAACGAGAUGAAAUUAUUAAAUCUAAAAAAUAAACGACAAGAAUAUCUCCAUGAUGUUCAUCGAUGUCUAUCACCACUACCGCGGAGCACUACUCGCAUUACUCCGAGAUGAAUUUCGCAUUCACGCAUCCGCGGGAUGGUCCGUGCAUCGUGUAGGACUGCACGAAGGAUUCUCGACAAACCAGGCGCUGCACUCUCGCAACAGGCUGUGCAUUUCGCGAGGGAGUAGAUUAAAGUAAUUCUCAUUUAUUAUGUUACUACCUUUGUGAGUCUGCGUUUGCGUAGAACUUUUGCGAACCGAACGUUACCGCAAUUUUAUGCAUGUAAAAUACGUUUCCAGCGAAAUUAUGCUUUAAUCGUUAUGCAACCAACAUGACGCGGAAGUGGUUACGCUCUACCUUCUUAUUAUCUGUAACGAUACUACUAAUAACAACUACACAGUGUAUGAGUAUUAACAAAUUUAUUAAUGAGAAUAAUAUAUUAUUGCGACAGUAAUCUAUGUAAGUGUUGUGAAUAAUGAGAUAAUAUUGUUGCUGUGAUUAACUUUAAGAUUGUAAGUAGUAGGAAAUAGAGAACCAUUGUUAGGUGUCACUGUCUCGAUUCAAUAAAUGUUAUUUCAUUUUAAUG